GACAGCCGAGGCAUCUCUGUCUCUCUGCGGAUGGGCGCCUUUCUCGUGGGCUGGAGGCGGCUCAGCAUGGCUGCUCUAGGCGCGCCCACUGUCCCACUCUCCAAUGGCUUAAACAUCCCCGCCUUGGGGCUGGGGACCUCACAUUAUGGUGGCUACUCCCAUGAUGCUGUGGUGUAUGCACUUCAAAAAUGUGGCAUCCGUCAUAUUGACACAGCAAAGAGAUAUGGCUGCGAAUCGCUCCUACAAAAGGCUAUCCAGGAGAGUGGCUUCAAGCGGGAAGAUCUCUGGAUAACCACCAAACUCUGGCUUAGUGACUACGGCUAUGAGACCACUAAACAAGCCUGCUUGGAGUCUUGCAAGAGACUUGGUGUAGAAUAUCUAGAUCUUUAUUUGGUGCAUUGGCCUGAUGCCCAUUUCCCUGGGAAAAGCAGUAGAGACAUCAGAGCAGAGACCUGGCGAGCCAUGGAGGAGCUCUAUGAGAAAGGUUUAUGCCGCUCUAUUGGAGUAAGUAACUUUCUCAUUGAUCAUUUGGAGCAGCUGAAAGAAGACUGUCAAAUAACCCCACAUGUAAAUCAGGUUGAAUACCAUCCUUUCCAAAGGCCUCAGGAAUUAGUGAAUUACUGCCGAAGAAGGAAUAUUGUUUUUGAAGGCUACUGUCCACUAGCUAAAGGUGAAGCUCUUAGUCAUCCCAACAUAAUUCAGCUUGCAAAGAAAUAUGCCAGAACUCCUGCACAAAUUUGUAUCCGCUGGAGUAUACAGAAUGGCAUUGUAACUAUACCAAAGUCCACAAAACCAGAGAGGAUCCAGGAAAACUGCCAGGUCUUUGAUUUUUCACUAGCAGAAGAUGACAUUGACAUUGUAAACAGAAUGCAUGAUGGGAGACAUGUUUCCUGGGAUCCAACCCCAAUUGUUUAAAUGCCAAGGUUUUUGACUUUAGCCUUGAAAAAGAAGAUAUGGAAUAUUUAGACUCCAUGAACAUCAACAAAAAAUUGAUUCACCUGACCUAUCCACUGUGGAAGGGAUGAUCUUGAACAUGAUCACUACAGAUGUCCAGGAUUCAAAAUAGGAAUCCUACCCUAAGCAUGUCUACAGUGUUUUUCUUAUUGUGCUCUGAGCUGCUGGAAUUGACACUCAUUGUUGAUUAUUGCAUGUAUACGCUAAUUUUUCUCUGGUUAAUACAUUGUUUUAGGCAAGCAAUUAUUCCUUUUUACAGUAAAAUACAUGUUGGGAAAUUUGAUUUGGGUAAAAAUGAAGACAGCCAAUGUCCUUCGUAGUAAGACAAAUUGAACUUGCGCAGGAUGAUGGUGAGGACUUGCUAGUGUGAGUAAUUUAAGGUCAUGUCUGCACAUGAUUUAUGCAUGAAGGUCACUAAAUAAGUUUCUAAGCAAUUGCUAUUGUACCUCAUUGGAAUCCAAGUUUAAUGGCAAUAAAAAAUGCUGCAUUGAAGUUAUUCUGAUUCAAACACUUAUAAAUGACAGGUUCUCUGUUUAGGUAGUGUUCAAAAGUGCAUUCUUUUUUAAAAAAAACAGACUAGAGAAAAGCAUUUCUGUGCCGUAAUGACAAAUGUAUAAGUAGCACCACCUAAAUAUCAUGUUCAAAGCCAGGAAAUAUGUUCCUAGUACUCAACCACUCACUUGCUCUCUCUAUUAGAAUAUAUUAUGUAUUAUCAUACAUUUUCCUGAGACAAGAGAGAAGACUCCCACAAGGAUUGUAAAAACAUCAAAACAUCCGGGGGUCCCCUGGGCAAUGUCCUUAUAGACAGCCAAUUCUCUCACACCAGAAGCGACUUGCAGUUUCCGAAGUUGCUCCUGCCACGAAAAAAUACACUUGCCUUCUCCUUUUUGAUAAAAAAAUAUCAGGGAAAUGCUUCACUUAUUUAUAUCCUGUUUUUCAUAGCUAAAAAUUUAGAAAGAAGGCAUAGUCACCCAGUCUUCUGUGUGGGUAGCAUCACUGACGUCAGCCACUGAUUGAGGUUCCAUGUUUUAGCCUGCCACUUUUGGUCUCUUGCUUGCUGAGGUGUUCCUGCGCGUAUCUCUGUAGAUCUUAGAAAACCAUUUCUUGAUUUGACAAAAAGUGAGUGAAAUCCUCUGAACAGGGGCACAGAUACCACAGGGGUGUUAAGCCUCCCCUAUGCUAUCCAAAACUACCUACCUACCUACCUACCUACUUACCGUGUUUCCUUGAAAAUAAGACAGUGUCUUAUAUUAAUUUUUGCUCCCAAAGACAAGCUAGGUCUUAUUUUCAGGGGAUGUCUUAUUUUGCUCCUUCCUCCUCUGCCAAGGAAGGUGCAUGCGGCACAAAGGAGAAAGAGAGAAAAGUGCACGCACCUCCUCCUAGGUCUUACUUUUGGGGGAUGUCUUAUAUUUGGCAAUUCACCAAAACCUCUACUAAGUCUAAUUUUCAGGGGAUGUCUUAUUUUUGGGGAAACACGGUAUGUAGCUUUUCUGACUUACAUACAAAUUCAACUUAAGAACAAACCUGCAGAACAUAUCUUGUUUGUAAUUUGGGGACCGUCUGUAUAUACAGUAAAUAAUUAUCCCUUAUAAUGAGAAUACAGCUGGAGACCAUUUUUUUCUGACCUUCCAAUUCCUAUCGCCCUAGCCAGUGGCAAAGAAUGAUUGAAAUUAAAAUUCAGCAACUUUGGUGAGCCACUUCUGGAUAAGAGCAAAGAAUGGGAUAGAACCCAAGGAGCAGAGGAGUAGCUCACAUUGCAUCCUAUAUUGGGGCACAAUUUUCAGAGGACAACCAAGGCUUCAGUAAGAUUAGGGUGAAACUUCCUUCCUUGCUGGUAGAUGUCGUACUCAGGGAAAAAAGGUAACUUUAAGAUGCACCUUGCACAGUUGAAUAAAUACAUCAAUGUUUGAUUGGCAUCUUCUGCAAUAUAAAAAUGUAGUGUGGUAUAUAGAUAGCAACAUGAUGGAUGGAAACACAUUUCCAAAUGCUAAUCCUUGAUUUCUGUACCUGAGAACACGAGGACUUCAGGUUUGGAGGAGAUGGUAGGUUUUGUUUUUUAAAUAUUAGAACCUAGAAGUCCACCAAAGUUUAAAACAGCAACUGAAAUGACCAGAGCCAGAUGUAAAAUAAUAAUUGGACCAAGAGAGAGUCAGGGAUCUACCGCUUUUACUAGAACUUGUACAUUAUUUUGAGGGGAGAAAAACCUCUUCUUAGUUCUGGAUAGCUUCUUUAAAUCAUCCAGGCAUCCACUCUUAAAUCCUGUUAUGCCUUUUCCCUAUCUGUGUUAAAGAAUGCCAUCUCUUCUUCACAUUUCACAUGCAAACAGUGAAUCACAGUAUUGUGUUAAGUGUAAAUAGAACCUAAAUUGCUUUGCAGUGUGAUGCUGAAUGUGAAGUUCCUCUCCAGCUUAUGAUUCAAGUGCCCUCUCCAGAUGACAAACAACAGUUUUUGCUCAUGUGAGCAAACCUAGUGCAAUAUUCUGUGUUUUCAUAAUGAGGGAGGAGAAUAAUCUUGUUUCACAUAUUAGUCAUUACAUAUUACUGUGAAUAAAUAAAUAAUCAGAUCCAGCACCAGGAUGGAGCAGUAGGUGGCAUUUUUUUAAAAAAAGAUUUACAAAUAAAACAGCUGGGCCUUUUCAGAUGUUGGAUUUCACCUCCACUCUGCCCCAACCUGCCUUCCUAACAUUGAGGGAUGGUGGGAUAGCAAUUCACACAUAUCAGAAAUUCAACAACAGCUACAUAAAAUGUGGAAAUAGUUGAAAUCUUUGGAGGGAAAGUGAAAAUUGCAGUCUUUCUUGUGUUUUAUAAACCUUAUGAGUGUGUAACAGAUUGGCAAUAUUGUUGGUAUACCAUCCACCCUGCUGCUCAAUAUUCUCCAAAUAUGGCCAAAUGUAAUAAGAACACCAAGACGUUGAUCUUGGACACUUCAGCAUUCAUGCCAAAACUGCCUUGAUUGAACUGGUUUUCGUAACUUUUGACUACACUGAGCUUUUCAAACUACCUGGUGUGUGUGUCUUGGGGGAUUGAUUAGAGAUACCGUCUUGGCAACAAUCCUAUUUUACCCACACUAGUGCAAUAUAUAUGAAGUAACUGGGGGCAUGCAUUAAGAGACUGGGAAUGAGGAAUUAACCAGUAUGUUGAUGAUGCCCAGCUGUAUUUCACUCUGAAUUUUGUCACAUUCCUAACCUAUACCUUGGAUAACUGGGACCUACAGACUGGUCCUGACAAGGCAGAGAUGGGCAGUUUGUCUCUACUAAAUCAAAUUGCUUUCCUCCAAGAAGAACAGGCGUGUUUUCUACUAUUUUCAAAAUGUAUUUUCAAUUCUGAUGUUUCUGUCAUGAUGUUCUCCAUUUUAAUGACUGUUUCUUUAUAAUACAGUAUAUCAUUAUUGAUCAAUUAAUAACGUUAAUCAACGAGUGAACAAAGUAUUUAUUAAUAAUUGGUAAUAUAUUUGUAAUAACUGUAAUUUUAAAUAAAAAAUAACCUAACACA
Molecule: messenger RNA, 4445 nt
Organism: Anolis carolinensis (green anole)
Lineage: Eukaryota; Metazoa; Chordata; Lepidosauria; Squamata; Anolidae
Exons: 8
Coding region: 31-915 (294 amino acids)
Molecular function (GO): oxidoreductase activity
Source: RefSeq, a predicted model, not a curated record